UAGAUAGUGGCUUCAGUUAGUUUCUUAUAGAACUAUAAGCAAUUUGAGUGGGAAAUGGAUUCAGCAUCUCUGGUUGCUCACGCGUCUCUUCAUCCGCAGCAGAAUCUUCACACUCUCUUCGUCUACGGCUCUCUCAUGGCUGAUGAAGUUCUUCGUAUCCUCUUGAAGCGUACUCCUCAAUCUUCUGAUGCCCUCCUCAAUGGCUAUCAAAGAUUAAGCAUUAAAAGAAGAGUUUAUCCAGCGAUCAUACCUGUUGAUAGCAAGAAAGUAUCUGGCAAGAUUCUUUCAGGCAUCAAAGACUUCGAAAUGGAUAUUUUAGACGCAUUUGAGGCUGUUGAAUACAAGAGGAUUACAGUUGAGGUCUCCUUAAUGGACGGUUUGGAGAAGCUAUUAGCUUAUGCUUAUGUUUGGGGCAACGAAAAGGAUCCAAACUUGUAUGGAGAUUGGGAUUUUGAGAACAAUUUUAUCUGCUGCUGAUCGCAAGGAGUGGAAGCGAGAUUAUCUGGAAGCUUAUAUCAAGAGGGUUAAUAAAUUUAUGAAAGAAUUUGAGCAGCAGACGACACCAUAGAAAUGUCUGGCCGCUGAUGGAGAAGGAUAACGAUGCUAAGAAUCAGCUCUCCCAUCUCCAGUUUUAUUUUUUUCAAUUCUGCAUCGAGCAUGGGCAAGACCUCCAUUGGCAUAUAAAAAUGAUACAAACAUUUUCACAAACACUCGAUGUGCAUUUCGGACCAUCGGUUUUCUCUACACACUUUCCUUCCAAAAAAAAAAAAAAAAAAAAAAUUAAGAAUCAAAUGCAAGGAUAUAUUUAUGAAUUUAUUGUAUUUAUUAUUCGGUCCUUCAUUUUCUGUAUUUUUAUCUUCCUUGCUACUGUUAUUGUGUUCCUCCAAAUAGGAUGGAUGCUGACAUCUUUCCUUCGGUUCCUUAUUAAUAGAGAUACCUACCUCUGUAUCAGGGCAUAAAAUGUUUUCUCCAUCAUCUCUUUUGUUAUUUUCUGUGAUAUUGUAAACUAAUGAAUGUAUUUGCUGCUGGAAAAACCCAGAAGAUAAGCAAUGUAAGUAGGACCUUAUCUGUUGGUUCUCUUUUGUUCUCCA
This is a messenger RNA of Cucumis melo (muskmelon), 1091 nucleotides long. RefSeq names its product AIG2-like protein D. NCBI's taxonomy places the organism in Eukaryota, Viridiplantae, Streptophyta, Magnoliopsida, Cucurbitales, Cucurbitaceae. The transcript is spliced from 6 exons. The record is from RefSeq and is a predicted model, not a curated record. Bases 55 to 477 code for a protein of 140 amino acids.